AUGUCUUCGUUUGCCACCAACCCCAAGACCAUGAAAGCCGUCGUCACCGAAAAGACCGGAGGCCCCGAUGUUCUCAGGUUUACGACGGAUCAACCCGUCCCGACGCCCAAAGAGAACGAAGUGCUGGUCAAGAACCAUCUUGUUGGCGUCAACUAUAUCGACAUCUACUUCCGCACGGGUCUCUACCCGGCACCCAAGCCCGAAAUCGGUGGGCGUGAGGCUGUCGGCGAGAUCGUAGCUACAGGCUCCAAAGCUACCAAAUAUGGGUUGAAGGCUGGGGAUCGUGUGGUGUGGCUGGGUGUGUCAGCGUAUGCAGAGUAUUCCGCUGUGGCAGUGGACAAGGUGAUCAAGGUGCCCAGCGGGGUAUCAGACGAAGAUGCAGUGGCAGGUAUGCUGCAGGGUUUGACUGUGGUUGGACUGGUGGAAGAAGCGUACAAGGUGAAACGGGGCGACACGGUGCUGGUACACGCCGCAGCCGGUGGUGUUGGCUUGAUCCUUGUGCAGGUUCUCAAAAGAAUCGGGGCGCGGGUUGUUGCUACGGCAGGAGGAGAAGAGAAAUGCAAGUGGGCCAAGGACGCUGGAGCAGAUGUGGUCAUUGAUUACCGGAAGCCCGGUGUUGACUGGGUCAAAGAGGUCACGACGGCCACGAACGGAGAGCUUUGCGAAGCUGUAUACGACGGGGUUGGGAAGGAUACGUUUGAUGGCAGUCUAGAGGUGACCAAGAGGAAGGGGACUCUUGUCAGCUUCGGGAAUGCCAGUGGUGCGGUUCCACCAUUUGCCAUCUCUCGUCUAUCCGCAAAGAACAACAAACUGGUUCGUCCGUCCCUGUUCAACUACCUCACCACUCGGGAGGAGUUUGAACAAACCUGCCGAGACUGGUUUGCUUUGCUCGAAGGCCCCAACAAGGUCAGUGUCAAAAUCCACAAGAUCUAUCCUUUGGAGGAAGUGGCAAAGGCACAAUCGGAUCUCGAGGGAAGACACACUAGUGGGAAGCUUCUCAUCAAACCGUAA
Molecule: messenger RNA, 1011 nt
Organism: Fonsecaea pedrosoi CBS 271.37
Lineage: Eukaryota; Fungi; Ascomycota; Eurotiomycetes; Chaetothyriales; Herpotrichiellaceae
Exons: 3
Coding region: 1-1011 (336 amino acids)
Biological process (GO): cellular response to oxidative stress
Cellular component (GO): cytoplasm
Molecular function (GO): zinc ion binding; quinone reductase (NADPH) activity
Source: RefSeq, a predicted model, not a curated record